AUGACAAAACAUGCUGAAGCUCGCCUCCUCCACGAAAUGGACGAAAGAAAACCGGAAAUAAAUAAGAUGAAGUCUCCCGUAUCUGCAACGAUCACUGGUUUGGCUUGUAUUGUGGCACUUAUUUCCUGCCUUGCUUUCAGUAUAUUUUUCCACAAAGCCCUAUCUGGCUUCUCUAAACAGGUCAACGCCUUCGUGACUGUCGGUGAUUUUAGUUCAGUUCUACUACAAAGCCUUGUUUUUAUCGCUUCUGCAUUAGUAAUCGUCUACCUACUAUUUGUUUAUCUCGCAUCGGCUCGGAUAUUUUCGAACGUGUUCGCAAUAUGCGGUUCACCCAGCCUUCUAUUCUUUUCUUCACUUAGCUCUCAAGGUUUUCUUAUACUAUGGGUACUGAUGCUGUGUUUCGUAUCUUCAGUCUCCUUAGUUUAUUUUAUGUUUAUUGGCGGAAUUCUAUCCUUCUGUGCUCUCGUUGAUCAGCAGUGCUUCGACUUUCGAGUGCUUAUACCUGCAAUUGUCAGCAGGUUCAGCAAUAAGAGCGCUCUCUUCCCAUUUCUUCCGGCAGACAUGAGGCAUCGCGACGAAAUAGCGUCUUGUCUUCAAGCCAACCUGUCAAGGAACCCAUUAAGUUUUUGA
Molecule: messenger RNA, 630 nt
Organism: Cooperia oncophora
Lineage: Eukaryota; Metazoa; Nematoda; Chromadorea; Rhabditida; Trichostrongylidae
Source: the annotation of a GenBank genome assembly